Molecule: messenger RNA, 1822 nt
Organism: Paraphaeosphaeria sporulosa
Lineage: Eukaryota; Fungi; Ascomycota; Dothideomycetes; Pleosporales; Didymosphaeriaceae
Product: putative laccase TilA
Exons: 5
Coding region: 1-1794 (597 amino acids)
Molecular function (GO): oxidoreductase activity; copper ion binding
Source: RefSeq, a predicted model, not a curated record
AUGCGUGUGUUUUUACGAGUCUCGUGGCUGUUUCUCGCCGCAUAUGCAGCUGCCGAAUCAUACUAUACGCUUGAGUUGACAUGGACCAAAGGGUCGCCGGAUGGCUUCGAGAGAGACAUGAUCCUCAUCAAUGGUCAAUUUCCGGGCCCUCACAUUGAGUUGGAGCAGGGCGACUGGGCUGAGAUAACCGUCAUCAACAAGAUGCCUUUCAACACUACGAUUCACUCUCACGGAAUCCAUCAAACCAACACUCCUUGGGCGGAUGGUGUUCCGGGAUUGUCGCAACGGCCCAUCCAACCAAACGAUACCUUCACAUACAAUUGGCAUGCAGACACCUAUGGGAGCUACUUCUACCACGCACACUCCCGGGGACAACUCGAUGAUGGAUGCUAUGGACCUAUCACGAUCAAGCCGAAGGCUCACGUUGCCAAACCUUUCGAUAAGAUUGCUUUAGACGAUGUCGCAUCGCUAGAAGCCGCCGAAGCACAUGCCACUCCCCUAAUUAUCUCAGAUUGGCGUCACAAGACCUCAUCUGAAUCAUGGGAGCUUGAGUUAGCAGCUGGUCUCGAAAGUGCUGUCUGUGUGGACUCGCUUCUUGUCAACGGAAAGGGUGCGGUAGACUGUUGGCCUCGCGAGGAUCUCACGAAGUACACAAGUCCUGCUCUGGUACCACUAUUACAACACACCAACCUCUCAGUGACAGACAAAGGUUGCAUACCACCAGAGGUGCUUGCCGUCAUGCUCCCAAGCCCAGAUACCAACAUCACGGCACUUCCUCCGUCAGCCUUCGACGUUUGCACUCCCACCCGGGGCUCCCGAGAAGUCAUCAGAGCACCGUGCUCCAAGAAGUGGAUGGCGCUCGACAUCAUAUCGUCAGCCAGCAUCGGAACAUAUGCGGUCAGUAUCGACAAGCAUCCUUUGUGGGUAUACGCUGUGGAUGGCCACUACAUCGAACCUCUGAAAGUCGAUGCCCUGACUCUCGCCAAUGGAGAGCGUUAUUCGGUAUUCGUACAAUUGGACAAGCCUGCCAGCAACUAUGGCAUCCGGAUCGCUUCCCUGGCUUUGGCACAGCUGAUUGAUACCACUGCUGUCUUGUCGUAUGAGGACACGGAGCAGUCGUACGGAAACGGCUCUAUCACACCCUCCUCGCAGCCAUCCAUCAACCGAGCAGGCGGCAACGCGACAUCCGAUGUGGUCUUCUUCGACCAAGCGAAGAUGGUCUCAUUUCCGCCCCAAUUUCCCCAGCCUGCGCCAGAAGCUGAACAGACGUUCUUGUUCAGCUUAGUCACAGCAGGUAGUUCUUUUCGAUGGGCCCUUAAUGGCACCGCUUAUGACCAUGCCAUCGACGACUCUGAACCACCUCUCAUGUACCGAGAUCCUCUUGCAAUCACCACUCCUGGUAACCUGACACUCGCAACCAAGAACAACACGUGGGUCGAUCUGAUCUUCCAUGUCGCCACGGUUGGCCAGCCUCCCCAUCCGCUCCACAAGCACAGCAACAAGGCCUUCCUUAUCGGCCAGGGCCAAGGAAACUUCACCUGGAGUUCGGUCGCAGAAGCUGCUGCGGAUACACCCGAGAACUUCAACCUGAUUACUCCACCGUAUCGAGAUGGAUUCGUUACACCGCCCAGUGCGACUGGUCCAACGUGGCUUGCUGUGCGCUACCACGUAGUGAACCCGGGCCCUUUCCUACUGCACUGCCAUAUCCAGAGUCACUUGGACGGUGGCAUGUCCAUGAUUAUCUUGGACGGGGUUGACGAGUGGCCUGAAGUACCAAAGAAGUACAUGAACUAGAGGGUACUUCCUUGGAUGGCAAUCCGAU